Molecule: messenger RNA, 4177 nt
Organism: Canis lupus familiaris (dog)
Lineage: Eukaryota; Metazoa; Chordata; Mammalia; Carnivora; Canidae
Gene: PRDM4
Product: PR/SET domain 4
Exons: 12
Coding region: 359-2785 (808 amino acids)
Biological process (GO): transcription by RNA polymerase II; regulation of transcription by RNA polymerase II; cell fate commitment
Cellular component (GO): nucleus; cytoplasm
Molecular function (GO): histone deacetylase binding; DNA-binding transcription factor activity, RNA polymerase II-specific; RNA polymerase II cis-regulatory region sequence-specific DNA binding
Source: RefSeq, a predicted model, not a curated record
CGGGGCGCGGGGGUGAGCGGGCGGGGAGGGCCCGAGGCGAGCUCUGCCCGGAUGAGGAACAAAGCGGUGGGGCAGGCGCGCGCGCCCCCCGCGCGGCCGGCAGGUUGGGCAGGUCCCUCCCGAAGCUUCUGGAGGAAGAGCCCCGGGUGCCCCCCGGCAUGCCCCAUCUCGCGGCGGGGUGCGCGGCCGCUGGCCCUAGGGACAAGUUGGGCGGCCCCGGGCGGCCGCGGGGCCGAGCGGCCGCGCCUGUGCAGCGGUUGUGAGCAAGAUGCGGUAGCACGUGACCCUGGAACGCAGACCCUGAUGCCGGUUCCCCGCCACCCGUGUGUUCCUUUCUCUGACGCUUGGCCCCAAGCAGAUGCAUCACAGGAUGAAUGAAAUGAACCUGAGCCCAGUGGGGAUGGAGCAGCUGACUUCAUCCUCUGUGAGCAAUGCCUUGCCAGUCUCAGGGAGUCAUCUAGGGUUGGCUGCCUCACCCACUCACAAUGCCAUCCCUGCCCCAGGCCUGCCAGUGGCAAUUCCAAACCUGGGUCCCUCCCUGAGCUCUUUGCCUUCUGCUUUGUCUCUAAUGCUCCCAAUGGGUAUUGGGGAUCGAGGGGUGAUGUGCGGGUUACCCGAAAGAAACUACACCCUACCUCCACCACCGUACCCCCACCUGGAGAGCAGUUACUUCAGAACCAUUCUACCUGGCAUUUUAUCUUAUUUAGCUGACAGACCACCUCCUCAGUAUAUACACCCUAACUCUAUAAAUGUUGAUGGUAAUACAGCACUGUCUAUCGCCAAUAACGCUUCAGCUUUAGAUCCCUAUCAGUCCAGUGGAAAUGUUGGAUUGGAGCCAGGCAUUGUUUCAAUAGACUCUCGCUCUGUGAAUACACAUGGUGCCCAAAGUCUUCAUCCCAGUGAUGGCCACGAGGUGGCCUUGGACACAACAAUCACUAUGGAGAACGUCUCUAGGGUUACCAGCCCAAUCUCUACAGAUGGAAUGGCAGAAGAACUUACGAUGGAUGGUGUUGCAGGCGAGCAUUCCCAGAUCCCAAAUGGCUCCAGAAGUCAUGAACCUUUGUCUGUUGAUUCUGUGAGCAGCAAUCUUGCAGCAGACACUGUAGGACAUGGUGGUGUGAUACCCAUUCAUGGGAAUGGCCUGGAGCUCCCUGUGGUCAUGGAGACGGACCACAUUGCAAGUCGGGUCAACGGGAUGUCUGACAGUGCCCUCAGUGACUCCAUUCACACCGUGGCCAUGAGCACCAACUCUGUAAGCGUGGCACUCUCUACCUCACACAACCUCGCCUCCCUAGAAUCUGUUUCCCUCCAUGAAGUUGGCCUAAGCCUAGAACCUGUGGCUGUCUCCUCCAUCACCCAGGAGGUUGCUAUGGGGACAGGUCAUGUAGAUGUAUCUUCAGACAGUCUUUCUUUUGUACCACCUUCACUGCAAAUGGAAGACUCCAAUUCAAACAAGGAAAAUAUGGCAACCUUGUUUACAAUUUGGUGCACUCUCUGUGACCGAGCCUAUCCCUCAGACUGCCCCGAUCAUGGACCAGUGACUUUUGUUCCUGACACUCCAAUAGAGAGCAGAGCAAGGCUUUCUCUCCCAAAGCAGCUUGUCCUCCGCCAGUCAGUGGUUGGAGCAGAAGUUGUUGAUGUCUUUUCACUGAUAGGAGUGUGGACUGGAGAAACCAUUCCCGUGCGGACUUGCUUUGGGCCUUUAAUUGGCCAACAGAGCCACUCCAUGGAAGUAGCAGAAUGGACAGACAAGGCAGUCAACCAUAUCUGGAAGAUAUACCACAAUGGUGUCCUAGAAUUCUGCAUCAUCACAACUGAUGAAAAUGAAUGUAAUUGGAUGAUGUUUGUGCGUAAAGCCAGGAACCGGGAAGAGCAGAAUUUGGUGGCUUAUCCCCAUGAUGGAAAAAUCUAUUUCUGCACCUCACAGGAUAUCCCUCCUGAAAAUGAACUGCUUUUUUAUUACAGCCGGGAUUAUGCUCAGCAGAUUGGUGCUCCUGAACAUCCAGAUGUGCACCUCUGUAACUGUGGCAAGGAAUGCAGUUCCUAUACAGAGUUCAAAGCUCACCUUACCAGCCACAUCCAUACCCAUCUUCAUAGCCAGGGCCACAGCAGCAGCCAUGGGCCGAGCCACAGCAAAGAAAGGAAGUGGAAGUGCUCAAUGUGCCCCCAGGCUUUUAUCUCUCCUUCCAAACUUCAUGUCCACUUUAUGGGUCACAUGGGUAUGAAGCCCCACAAGUGUGAUUUCUGUAGCAAGGCUUUUAGUGAUCCCAGCAACCUGCGGACCCACCUCAAGAUACAUACAGGUCAGAAGAACUACAGAUGUACUUUGUGUGACAAGUCUUUCACCCAGAAGGCUCACCUAGAGUCCCACAUGGUUAUCCAUACGGGUGAGAAGAAUCUCAAGUGUGAUUACUGUGACAAGUUGUUUAUGCGGAGGCAGGACCUCAAGCAGCAUGUGCUCAUCCACACACAAGAACGCCAGAUCAAGUGUCCCAAGUGUGAUAAGCUGUUCUUGAGAACAAAUCACUUGAAGAAACAUCUUAAUUCUCACGAAGGAAAACGGGAUUAUGUCUGUGAAAAAUGUACAAAGGCUUAUCUUACCAAAUAUCAUCUCACCCGCCACCUGAAAACCUGCAAAGGUCCCACUUCCAGUUCAUCAGCACAAGAAGAGGAAGAAGAGGAUGACUCAGAAGAGGAAGAACUAGCAGACUCUGUGGGGACAGAAGACUGUCGGAUUAACAAUGCUGUGUAUUCAGCAGAUGAGUCUCUCUCAGCACAUAAAUAAAAGCCAACUAUUUUGGAUGGAAAAUGCAAAAGGGAAAAACAUAUACAACCAGUUACCCACUUUGGUGAUUUUUAUAUAUAAUGGUUUCUGAUUUUCUUCCUGUCAACAGUCAAAGCAAACUGAAUGGAGGCGGAUAAAGCACUUAUAGAAGAAUAUCCUAAUGAAAACACUUUAGAACAGAUGGGGAAAAGAGAGCAGGGAACCUAAUUUUAAGUGCUGUAUGAGGAGGAAAGUGUUAGCUUUUGAAGUCUGUUCCUUAUUUAUACAAUGAACUAGGUGAUGCAUUUAUACCUGAGUCAGAGCUAUCCUCUGCCCAAACAAAUGAGAUUUAUUUUAAAUUCUUUCAUUGUUGCAUUUUCCUCCCAGCCCUAUGACGUGGUAGCAUUCUAAACUUGGUCCCUGCCUCAUAGUCAUCCCGAUUGCUAAUAGUGGUUCUGGAGCUGUGUUUUAUGUAGACUGUUGUGACUCAAGUCAUCUCAGAUGGAUUGGAACACAGCAAUGUAAGCUUGUUACUUUGACUUCAGCUGACAAGUUUAAGCACCACCUGCCUUAAUCUCUCUUGGCUACUUGGGAGUUUAGGGUAGAUCUUGCUUCCCAAGAUUUCAGCAGAUGCCUAGAGGGUAGAUGAAAAAAGGACCAGCCAGGCAACAGGCAAUGGUGGAUGAAAGAAAAGGAGAGACACCAGGGCCACUGUUCAAAAAAAGCUUUGAUGGAAGCCAGGUUGAGACACAUGGUUAUUGUUCUUUAAAAUCUUUGUAGGUUUAGACAUGUCUCUCUCUGACUCCAGUAAAGCCUCUAGAAAAAGGGGACCUGGAAGUGUAGUGAGUCAAAUAAUGCCUGCUUAGUUGUCUCCUGUCAACAAGCACAUGUGGACUCAGGUGGCAAAGUGGUACCUUGGAUCAUGGAAAGAAGGGAAUGAUCCUUUGUAUCUGGCCUAUCCUACAAAGAAUACACCAUUAAAUGUUGGCAACUCAGAAUGACAAAUGAUUUCAAUCACAUUGGUGCAUUUGCAGGGUCAGACCUUCUCAGUUGUCUGAUGAAGGAUCUCCUCAGUUACGCAUGGUGGGUGCCAACAGAUUUCAAAGGUAUAGAAGGCUUAAUGUUCACCACAUGGGUGUGUUUUCAGGGUCCCAGCUUAGUUAAUUCAUCCAUCCGUCUGGUCUUUCACCUGGUCUCACAUGUAUAUCCUGCUUUUAGCAAGAAGCAGACACAUCCUUGAAAUGAUGGUUGAUGGAACAUGCUCCUGCUCUUUGGUGCAACCUCUGGGCUGGAGAAGAGAGGACUCUGGUGGGAGGGUUUUGCUGCUAAUGUAUUUAUGGAAUGAAUGUAUUUCAUUCAAAUCUGUAUUCCUCUAGGAAGGAUUAAAAUAAAGACCUUUUUUUAAAUACAGGA